CUUCUUUCACUCAUAUGCUUGGAAUACACAGUAGCACAUCUCAAGCGGGAUUAAUUACAGUGUAGCCACUGUUCGCGCGCUUUCAGUGACGCCUCGACUUCGGAAGAAGCCUAUUAUUCCUUAAUGGUUUCGAUUUCGCUCUGUUACAUGAUAAUAGAGCGCGAUCCAUAGUAGAGACAGCAGCACGAUACCUGCUGGUAUUACCAGGACAGCUGGCUCCGUCACGCCUUCUCUGUGCCAAUUGUUGCUAAAGAUCCGCAUCAUAGGAAUGGCGGGCUAUGAAUUUAGCUCCUGUCAGGCUGCACUGCGUAUUAGGCGCGUGCAAGCCUUCUGCAAGCAGCAAGCUCUGGACGCCGUGUUGCUGGUGCCUGGCGUGGAUGGACGAUUUUCCGUUUGCAACCAGGCGAUCGCUUACUUGCUAGAAGGACGCAGCAACCGCGACACCAUCGAUGUCAACAAGCUCGACGGCCAGCUCGACGAAUGCAGCGCUCUAAUUACACCCGACGAAGUCGCCUUUUACGUAGCCAGCCCUGACCUCCAGCAGCACCUCCAGGACUUGUUAACACCUCACGUCACAAAUCUGCGGCUGCUGGGCCCAACCGCAUCCGAGGCAGCGGACAUGGACAUGCUGGAGGAAAACAAGCUAGCGAGCUUUGUUCACCUGCUGCGGGGCUGCAGGCGCAUCGGCAUCCCUUGCGGCCUGGCAGCCACUACCGACUCUUCUUCUCCUUCUGCUGCUGACUUCGGCGCCGUACCGCGUCUGCCGCCCCUCACCGCGGCGCAGCAGGUGGAGUUGGAGCGCUGGCCGCUGCUGCAGGCGUACGGGCUGGAGGGAGUGGGUCGCAGCGGCUUCUUCACCAUGAACUUCGAGGUGUGCGAUGUGCUGCCCGGCCUGCAGCGGCAGCUGUACGGGCGGCUGGACGGGCGGGCGCUGGCGGUGGUGGCGGGGGAGGCGGCGGGGGCGCUGAGGCUGCACUGGGAGGCCAUGAUGCAGACCCUGUGCGGCAAGGCAGCUGGCGGGCGGGGCAGCCUGGCUGAGCGGCAGCUGGCGGAGCCGCUCUCCAGCUACAUGGCGUACGGACUGCUGCGGGAGGUGGCGGGGGUGGAGCAGGCUGUCAUGCUGCCGCCCCGUGUCAUCUUCGGCCCGCGCACCUCCGACGACACUGCCACCAGCGGCGCGGCAACCCUGAUGCAGUGCGGAUACCCGCUGCAGCAGCAGCAACAGCAGGAGGAGGGCUCUGCUGCUGCAUCCGCUGCCGCCGCUGCUGCCUCUGCAGCGGCACCCACCGUGUCUUCGUCGUCAUCGUCGUCAUGGGAGCUUCCUCUUCACUUUGUGGCCGAGGCUGCUGACCCACGCAGUCCGCUGCGGGUGGCUCGGACCUACUUCCUGUCGCGAGGGGCGGUGGAGCGGGACGUGUUUGCAGACCCCGACGAGGAGGCUGCGGAGGGCUUUGACUUCCCCGAUGCCGCCGCCCGCUGCUCCGCCCGCAACCCCGACCUGCUGCUGCUGCUGCGGGGCUACAGCGCGCUGGUGGAGGCGGGGCGGGCGGCCAUGAGGCACUUUGCGGAGGUGGAGGGCGCCACCGCUCUGAGCGCCAAGGCGGAGGCGCAGCGGGUGCUGACCAGGAGGGCAGAGCAGCUGGGAUUGCUGGGGGAGGCGAAGGACAUGGCGGCGGGGGGGGAAGCAGGUGCAGGGGCUGCUGCUGCUGCUGCUGCGCUGGCCUCCCGGCUGCGGUUCAGCCUGUACCAGUGCGACCACGCAAACGUGGUGACGGCGCCGGCGGUGCGGGGCAGCAGGCAGCUCAAGGUGCUCCGGCUGAGCCUGUCCGGUCUGGUGUCCCGCAGCGGCCCCCUGGCGGGUCGGGAGCUGGGCGGGCUGGUGUACGGAGACACCUUCAUCGACAUCCCGCAGCCGCCUGCGCCAGCCCCAGUUCCAGGGACAGGAGCAGGGGCGGUAGGAGCAGGUGGCGGUGCGGAUGGCAGUGGUAAUGGCGGUGGUAGCAGCAGCAGCAGUGGCGGUUCGCUGCUGGUCCUGACGGAGGGCGUGCCGCUGCUUGCGGCCGUUCCCGCGGGGGGCAGUGAGGAGGAGCUGGCUGCCAGGGCGCUGAGGAGCCUGGGGCGGGUGGUGGGCGGCAGGGCGGGUGCCCGUGCGGCCCGGGUGGCCAGCGCCGCCUCCCAGCGCGACCAGCAGCGGCGGGCGGGAGCUGCCGCCGCAGCGGAAUCGCAGGCGCUUGCAGCCAAGCUAAGGGCGCGGAGGCUGGGGGCGGCCGCGGUCGCUGAGGAGGAGGAGGAGGAGGAGGGCGAGGAGGAGGAGGCGGAUGUGGAGGAGGAUGAUGAGGACGAGGACGAGGGGGCGCCUGCGGGGCGAUCAGCUCCUCGUCAACCCGGCGCGGCAGCAGCAGCAGCUGCUGCCACUGCCGUACCCCAGCAGCAGCAGCCCGCAGACGCGCUGGGUGCGCUGCUGACGCUGGGGGGUGGAGAGGAAGCGGUGCUGCUGACGGGCGCCCCCGCCUGCCCCGCGCUGUCCGGCUGGCUGCACUGCUUCUCCGGGGGCGGGGUGUUCGUGGAGCGGGCCAGCCGGGCCACAUGGGUGCUGCUCCUCGCCCCCAGGCAGCAGGCGGGAGCAGCAGGAGGGGCAGGGGGAGGGGCAGUGGAGGCGAUUACCGUGCAGCAGCUGCCCCUGCCGGGCGCUGCAGUGACAGGUGGAGGUAGCGGAGGUGGAGGUGGUGGUUUGGGCGAGGCGGUGGUGUUCCGCGGUGUCGCCCCCGCGUGUGGUCUGCCGCCCGCCUGCCACCUGACAGCCAACACGCACCUGGCGCUGCCGCUGGCGGCCAUGUCACCGGCAGCUCGGCGGCUGCUGAUGGGCUCGGUGCUGCCCGCCUGGCAGCAAACCUGCCGGCAGGCCGCACUGGCAGCCGCGGAGGCGCACGACACGCCGUCAGCCGCCUCCUACCGCAAGGACAUGACCGCACCCAACCCCUUCCCCAGCAUGGAGCUGUACGCCGCGCAUGCGUAUGCGAUCCAGAGUUCCACCGCCGGGGGCAGCACCAAGUCCUGGCCUGCUCUGGCGGCGGAGGACUCCCUCUUGGAGGCAGCCCUGGAGCGACUGGACGCGCAGGAGCUCCACGGCCCCCUCAGCGGCCUAGACCCUGCCGUGGAGGCACUGCUGCAGCUGCCCCUCACCCCACCACCUCCCACACCUCCGGCACCCCAGCCCGCCCCCAGCCCCCCCUACCGCACCUCCACCACCAUCACCCUCAUCGUGGGGUUGCCGGGGGCUGACCAAGCCGCAGUGGCAGCAGCACUUUCCACCAUGCUGGAGGGUGGUGGUGGUGGCGAGCAGGGGCCCGCGGGGGCGGCGGCGGGUGGGGCCGGGCGAGCAGGCGGGGCGAGGGUGGCCAUGCUGCCAUGCGCCGCCACACCGCUCAGUGAGGCGGACUUCACCGCAGCGCUGUCCGCUGCAGCAGCGGCUGCGAUGGAACCCGAGUCGGGGGGUGCCGGGGGUGCUGCUGCUGGUGGUACCGUGCAGCAGCAGCAGCAGCGGCACCUUAUCAUGUGCACGGCAUCGUAUCUGGGCUUGCAUGCGCAGCUGAGGAUGCUGGCAGCAGCGGUGGGGAAGGCAGCGGCAGCGGCAGCGGCGCAUGCCUGGCGUGUAGGCUCCGUGGUGGUGUGUUGCAGUGCGGAUGUGGCGUGGGAGGAGCCGGCGCGGGGGGCGCUUGCUGCGGGGCUGCUGGGGCAGCUGGCGGCUGGAGGGCUGGUGGACUGUGUGGUGGUGGGGGGCAGCGAGGCGGACAAGGUGUCCUGGCUGGCCCAGCUGCUGUCCCGCCGCCUGCCCGGUGUGCCCCAGCUCCGCGCCUCCCGCCCGCACCUGCUGCGGGCCCGCUCCGAGCUGCUACCCGACCCCCGGGAGCGGGCCGCGCGGCUGGGGGCGCGGCAGGCGGUGGCGGGCCGGCACUGGGGACCGCUGCGGCUGGAGGCGGAGGAGGAGGACGGGGGCUUGAGUGGGGGCGGCAGCGGAGGAGGAGGAGGAGGAGGGCUGCUGGGCCCGCUGCACGCGACCCGGGUGGCGUUCCAGGGGCCGCUGGACUUUGGGAAGCUGAGGUCGGAGCUGGCGGCCCUGGGGGUGCCCCAGAGCCCCGCCAGCUUGCCGCCGCUGCCGCUGGCGGACCCAGAGGCCUCCCCCGCGGCGGCGCGCCCCGGCCUGGUGUGCGUGAGCGGCUGCGUGCGACUGACCCGUGGGUCGCGACCCUGCGAGCUGCUGGGCAGCCGGCAGACGGAGCUGCGCAGCCGGGAGUGGUGGCUGGCGGCUGGGGCGGGGGAGGUGGUGUUGGG
This is a messenger RNA of Astrephomene gubernaculifera, 4332 nucleotides long. The record is from the annotation of a GenBank genome assembly. NCBI's taxonomy places the organism in Eukaryota, Viridiplantae, Chlorophyta, Chlorophyceae, Chlamydomonadales, Astrephomenaceae.